AAGCUCACUGGUCGUAGCUAACACCUACUGUGUAGCUCCACUACUAGCAUAAGAAUCCCUCUACUAUAUAAGUAGCUACCUAGACGCCUCAAUUCAUGCAUUGACAAAGUAAUUAAGCUAAGCUACCAAGAACAGAAACCCUAGCUAGCUAUUUGCUCCUUGAUCGAUCGAUCGAUCUCCUAAGCACGAUCACCGCUCUCACGUACGCAGUGACACUAAGCGAUCGAUCGAUCAGUCGAGUGAUUUGAUGGCUCAGGAAAGCAAGCGCAGUGCGAUGCAGCCGCAGAUCCGACCAAUGAUGUACGGCGACGACGAGGAGCCCUCCAUGUCGCUCGAGCUCGUCGGCUACCGCGGCAACGGCGUUGUUGUGGAUGGUGACGACGGGGCCGCCGCCGCCGCCUUUCCCCAUCCACUGCAGCUCGCCUUCGACGACAGCUUCAAGGGCGGAUGUGGCUCGGCCGACUACUACAGCUGGGCCGGCGCCUACGGCGGCUCGGGGUCCAGCUCCAGCUCCAGCUCGUCGGUGCUCAGCUUUGAGCAGGCUGGCAGCCGUGUACAGCACCUGGCCUAUAGCACAGUCGGCGGUGACGACGAGUGCUCGCUGUGGAUGGACGCGGCCGCCGGCAUGGUCGACCAUCCGUCGCAGCGGCAGUUUGGAGCCGCCUGCAGGUUCGGACACGUGAGUCCAGGCAGCUCGGGUGAUCAUGACGCCGGUCUAGACAUCCAGGAGCUGGGCGGCGUCCAUCCACCGGCCAAAGCGGCGCAGAAGCGUUCACAUCCACCGGGUGGUGAGGUGCAAGCUGCAGCGGGGAAGAAGCAGUGUAGUGGCAGCGGGGGCGGCAGGAAGAGCAAGGCCAAGGCUGCUCCUGUUCCUACCAAGGACCCUCAAAGCGCUGCUGCAAAGGUCCGAAGAGAGCGGAUCGCCGAGAGGCUCAAAGUCCUGCAAGAUCUCGUGCCCAAUGGCACCAAGGUGGACUUGGUCACCAUGCUAGAGAAGGCAAUCACCUAUGUCAAGUUCCUCCAGCUGCAAGUAAAGGUGUUGGCUGCUGAUGAGUUCUGGCCUGCACAAGGAGGGAAGGCACCGGAGCUCUCUCAAGUGAAGGACGCCUUGGACGCCAUCCUCUCAUCCCAGCACCCUAACAAAUGAGGGCACGUCGUUUUAAAUUUUAGAGUGCUAAAAUGUUGAAAAAGUUAGGAGAGAUCUAUGCAUGUACUGCUGGCAAAGAACAGGGGCAAAGUAGCAGGGCACAAACUCUGAAGAAAGUGACGUCUAAGUUAUUUGGAGUUUAGGGGUGAAUUCA
Molecule: messenger RNA, 1301 nt
Organism: Phragmites australis (common reed)
Lineage: Eukaryota; Viridiplantae; Streptophyta; Magnoliopsida; Poales; Poaceae
Exons: 5
Coding region: 248-1147 (299 amino acids)
Biological process (GO): regulation of transcription by RNA polymerase II
Cellular component (GO): nucleus
Molecular function (GO): protein dimerization activity; DNA-binding transcription factor activity, RNA polymerase II-specific; RNA polymerase II cis-regulatory region sequence-specific DNA binding
Source: RefSeq, a predicted model, not a curated record